Messenger RNA from Seriola dumerili (greater amberjack), 2245 nucleotides. RefSeq names its product cAMP-responsive element modulator-like (gene crema). Gene Ontology annotation, biological process: regulation of transcription by RNA polymerase II. The record is from RefSeq and is a predicted model, not a curated record. Gene Ontology annotation, molecular function: protein binding; DNA-binding transcription factor activity, RNA polymerase II-specific; RNA polymerase II cis-regulatory region sequence-specific DNA binding. Bases 109 to 1062 code for a protein of 317 amino acids. NCBI's taxonomy places the organism in Eukaryota, Metazoa, Chordata, Actinopteri, Carangiformes, Carangidae. Gene Ontology annotation, cellular component: ATF4-CREB1 transcription factor complex; nucleus. The transcript has 8 exons.
ACUGCAUCAUCAGCGCUGACGUGGAAACUACGUGAGCGAAGGCACAGGCCGUCCACGCAGACUGUCAUUAGUGACGAGUCAGACUACGUAAAACUUCGGUGACUUACUAUGGAUACCUCAGUAUCGUCUCAGCUCGACAGCAGUUUAAAUGACUCAGUGACGGAUGGAGAGGAGAACCACAGUGAAGCCAGUCCAUCUCCUCAGGUACCUGUGGCAGCCGAGUCCCCCGGCGUGACCGUUGUCCAGCUGUCUGAUGGUCAGACUGUGCAGGUCCAAGGGGUCAUCCAGGCCCCUCAGACCUCAGUGAUACAGUCACCACAAGUCCAGACUGUCCAGAUUGCUACUGUUGCAGAGCUGGAAGAUGACGAGUCAGUCACAGACACUCAGAAGAGACGGGAAAUUCUUUCCAGGCGUCCGUCUUAUCGGAAAAUCCUCAAUGAGCUUUCAUCUGAUUCGCCAGCAGUUUCUAAAAUCGAUGAAGAAAAGGCAGAGGAGGAGGUGCCAGUCUCGAGCGCAGCCUCAGCAUCAGUGCCAACCUCCAUCUACCAGACCAGCUCAGGACAAUACAUUGCGAUCACUCAGGGGAGAGCCAUCCAGCUGAACAGCCCUGGAGUGGAAAGCCUUCAGGGGGCUCAGAACCUGACGGUGGCCAGCUCUCCCACCCCGCAGCCCGGAGCCACCAUCCUGCAGUGUGCAGCUCAGCCUGGAGACGCUCCACAGCAGUUCUACAUCCAGGGAGGACAGGUUCUCAUCCAAGCUGCCACAGGAGACAUCCCUGCCUACCAGCUGCGUUCGCCCAACUCGGGCCUGUCUCAAAGCAUUGUCAUGGCUGCGUCCCCGGGCACCAUGCAGAACCCCUCGUCGCAGCACGCCGAAGAGAUCACCCGCAAGAGGGAGGUCAGACUCAUGAAAAACAGGGAGGCAGCUCGUGAGUGCCGCAGGAAAAAGAAAGAGUACGUCAAAUGUCUGGAAAACCGCGUGGCUGUGUUGGAAAACCAAAACAAGACCCUGAUUGAAGAGCUGAAAGCACUGAAGGACAUUUACUGCCACAAAGCUGAGUAGCGGCGGCUGUUUGUGGUCACGGGCUGAUGACAGUGCCGUUUACAAACUGCUACAGCAAAAUGAAAAAAAAAAGAAAAGACUCUGGAACAAAAACUGCUUUGACCGUCUUUGUUUCUCUGCUCACUCAGGCCUGGUUUACACCGAAUUCAAGAAGUGUCCCGGGGAAUUCGAAUAGCUUGAGCUUGCCAGUUUCGCUCUUGUCUCUUAUCUUGUGCCCUUUUGCAUGUUGAAGACUCAAGUGUCGUACACACUAUGCUUGCUGUUACUGCUGUGCAUGGUGCGAAGCCAGCCAAUGAAAACCAGCUGAAGAAGAGGAACAGGAAGAGGAAAUACAGGUGCUUCCUGAAAAUGCACCGCUCAAGGACAGAGAUUACGAAAAAAAAAAAAAAAAACCUCAGCAGGUCAGCCAGGACUUGCUACCAGCAAGUUUCUCUGAGGUCAGACGAAGUGCACAAAAAAAAAAAACUAGCUACGCAGAUCCACCACCAGCUGCAACCAGGCAACUCUUACCAUGUUUACCUGAUAAUGUCAUAUAUGUAAUUUACGCUUCUUUUCCUAGUCGUUUCAUGCUUUCCUCCAUCAUGCAAAAACACAAUUAAGGGGAAACGUCUUCAAACGUUUCGUCGGUGAAGUGAUUUCCUGGAUUUCAUCAGCCUGUUUAUACUCUUUAUUAGGUCAAAAAGUCUUUUUUUUUUUUUUAAAGAAAUACCAGUGAAGUAAAAGAUGAAAAUCCUCUUAUGUUUGGCUGUUUAUCAGAACUUCAAAUAUAUAUGUUGAGAGGCAUUGUAUGAAUGAAAACCUAAUUUUUCAUCACUGAAGUGAGUUGAUUGCAGUUUUGGAAGUGACAGAACACAAGUGUUCUUUAGUCAAAAGCACAGAACGUACCAAAGUGUCAGUGUGGAUAUUAUUAAGAUUUAUAUUCUAUUACAUUUAUUUGAAGAAUUUCAUGCCACACGUUUAUAUAUUCUACUAAGCAAAUGUUACCUAUUCAACAUGUUUUUAAAAAAAAGUGUAAUUGUCAAUUCUCUCCUGAAAAACCUCAGUUUUCUUAAGAAAAAGCUCAAAGAGUAACUGUUGUGCUUUACUGCGUCAGUUUUGUUUAUUUCAAAUCAUGGAUAUCUGUUGUGGAAUAAAACUGUAUUUGAUUCUGGCUGGAUAUUAAAAUGCUCUGUUUAAAGGGUGA